Messenger RNA from Aureobasidium melanogenum CBS 110374, 828 nucleotides. RefSeq lists its product as uncharacterized. The transcript is spliced from 2 exons. Lineage: Eukaryota; Fungi; Ascomycota; Dothideomycetes; Dothideales; Saccotheciaceae. Bases 1 to 828 code for a protein of 275 amino acids. The record is from RefSeq and is a predicted model, not a curated record.
AUGUGCGGCUACCACGAACUACGAACCCCCUGCUGCGGCGAAAAAAUCGGCUUCUCACCCUCCUCUUCCCACAAAUGCUCCCACUACUACACAAACAACCGCUACUGCCGCACUGGCUCCAUCCACAGUUGGAUCCUACCCACACCCCCUCUCACCACAAGCACAAAGUGUGAAAGCUGCAAACAAGACGAAAACCACGAACAAGCCGUUCUUCAAGCCGAGAUCAAGAGACGUGAAAAACAGAUGGAGAAGGAAAGGGAAGAACAAGAAGAGAGGAGACAACAGGAACAAGCUAGGGAGUUGAGAUUGUGGGAUAAGGAAUUGAGGAGGGUGAAGGAGGAGAGGGAGAAGGGGAAUGCGGUUGAGGCUUUGAGGAGUCAGGUUGCUGGCUUGAAGGUCAAGGAUGGAGAAGACAAGGCACCAAGUCGUCGUCUCGGCAUCAACACAACUAAAGCAGAAGGUGCCUUCUAUUCACUUCUUCUUGCGCCGGGCACUCGACGCUCUCGCAUCUACCACAACAUCUCCAUCAACCGCACCUACCACAAUCAAUCCAUCUUAUCCCACGACAUCAAGAACACCAUCAAAAUGUGCACUAGAAGAGUCAGUCGCUACAACACUUGCCCCUACCGCUUCAACAAAACCCUUGAGGAGAAGUUGUGCAUCAAGUGGGGUGUCAUCGCUCCUUGCCCUCCUUGGGAGUGGUUGCUCAUUAACGAACUUCCCCAUGCUGAGCUCUGCCCUUGCGAGCAGUGUGCAGAUGCUGCCGAGCGCCGCUUGGACCAGCAGAGUCCUGCCAUAAAGGCCAAAGAGAAGAACAUCUCCCAGUAA